GAGGCGGUGAAGCUCUUCAUUAGCGGAGUUACAUCCGCGGGGACGUGAGUGGGAGAGACGGGGUUUUCGUUGAAGAAACGGCAAGAUAUCUCUCUGUCUACGCGGCUGGCACCACAUCGGCUUCAGGGAUGUAGUCGAAGCGGGAAGAGCUCUGCACUACCGAGCUCGUGAACAUGAAGAAACAUUCGGCCAGGGUUUCCCCGUUGUCCGCCUGCAACAGCCCGGUGCUCACCUUAACAAAAGUUGAAGGAGAAGACAGGCCUAGGGAGAGCGUGGUCGGCACGUCAGAAGGCCAGCCGGCGGCAGGCGUGCCGGGGGUGGAGUCAGCCACGGGGAGGCGGAGACUGCGCUGCUGUGUCCGGGUGACGGCGCUGCAGGUGCGCAAGGCGCUGUGGGGCGUCGCCAUGGUGAUAUGCGUGUGCUCAUCGUGGGCGGGAGCCACCCAGCUGGCCAAGCUGACGUUCAGGCGGUUCGAUGCUCCGUUCACCCUCACCUGGUUCGCCACCACCUGGAACAGCCUGUUCUUCCCCCUGUACUACGCCGGACACGUCUGCAAGAGCAGCGAGAAGCAGACGCCCAGACAGAGACUCAGGGAGUGUUGUCGUUUCUUCAGUGAUGAAGGUCUAACAGCGAAGGUGUUCUUCACCAAGGUGGCUCCGUUCGGCCUGCUGUGGAUCCUCACCAACUACCUGUACCUGCAGGCCCUGAGGAAGAUCAACACCACAGACGUGUCGGCUCUGUUCUGCUGCAACAAGGCCUUCGUGUUCCUGCUGUCCUGGAUCGUGCUGCGAGACCGCUUCAUGGGGGUGAGGAUUGUGGCGGCCAUCUUGGCGAUCGCUGGCAUUGUGAUGAUGACAUACGCAGACGGCUUCCACAGUCACUCUGUCAUCGGGAUCACUCUGGUGGUGGCCUCAGCCUCAAUGUCAGCCCUCUACAAGGUGCUCUUCAAACUAGUGCUGGGCAGUGCUAAGUUCGGGGAGGCGGCUCUCUUCCUGUCCAUCGUGGGCGGGGCUAACUUCCUCCUUCUCAGCUUCAUCCCUGUCAUCCUGUACUUCAGCCAGAUGGAGAACUUUGGCUCCCCAGACCACAUCCCCUGGGCUCACCUGUGUGGAGUGGCUGGCCUGCUGCUUGCGUUCAACCUCCUGGUGAACUUUGGCAUUGCCGUGACGUCCCCCACACUUAUCUCUCUAGGCAUCGUGCUCAGCGUGCCUGUCAACGCCAUGGUGGACUUGUACACCUGUGAGAUCAACUUCAACACGGUGCGGCUGAUCGCGGUGUUCAUCAUCUGCCUGGGCUUCCUGAUGCUGCUGCUCCCUGAGGACUGGGACCACUGCUUCAUCCAGCUGCACACACGCCUGCGCCGACGUGACGAGCCAGCAGAGGGCGCAGGAGAGGCCGGGACCGGAACAGGGCUGACCUGGAGCCGGAGGGCUCGAACCUCCAUGUCCACGUUUACACACUGACACACACACACACACACUGACACACACACACACUGACACACACACACACACACACUGACACACACACACUGACACACACACACACACUGACACACACACACACUGACACACACACACACACACACACACACACUGACACACACACACACACACACACACACACACUGACACACACUGACACACACACUGACAUACACACACACACACACACACUGACACACACACACACUGACACACACACACUGACACACACACACUGACACACACACACACUGACACACACACACACACUGACACACACACACACUGACACACACACACACACACACUGACACACACACACACACACACUGACACACACAUACACUGACACACACACACUGACACACACACACACACACACACUGACACACACACACACUGACACACACACACUGACACACACACACACACUGACACACACACUGACACACACACUGACACACACACACACACACUGACACACACACUGACACACACACACACUGACACACACACUGACACACACACACACACACUGACACACA
Osmerus eperlanus (European smelt) is the source of this 2029-nucleotide messenger RNA. It is a transcript of the gene slc35f3b, whose product is annotated as solute carrier family 35 member F3b. The transcript has 8 exons. The coding region runs from base 174 to 1463 and encodes 429 amino acids. Lineage: Eukaryota; Metazoa; Chordata; Actinopteri; Osmeriformes; Osmeridae. Gene Ontology annotation, cellular component: membrane. The record is from RefSeq and is a predicted model, not a curated record.